UAACAGAGCUGCCUGCCUUUAUAGGAGACGAAGCCAACUCCUUUGUAUCUCUGCCCAGUCCCCAGCCAGGAAGUCAACUCAACUCACUCCAUCCCCUGUGGCGUGGAAGAUAGAGAGGGACACGGAGCUUUGGAGAGAUGCCGUGGAGGCCGCCGGCGGCGCCAUGUGGCUGGAGGUGGCGGCUGUUCUCGGCCUGCUUCUUCUUCCUCGGCUUCGUGCUCGCCAAGGCGGCCGCCCAUGGCGCGGGAGCCGGGGCACCAGCUACAGCAGCUCCUGCUCCUAGGCUCCAUCCAGCUGAAGCGCGCGUCCUGCGCCCGAUAGCGGCCAAGCUCGGCAUGACACACUGGGACUGGGCUGCCGGCCCGUGCGGCCCUGCCGGCGGCGUGGACUGCCAGUGCUCCAACUACUACUCCAACCAGACCGUGAUCUGCCAUGUCGUUCGCAUGUAUGUAAUUAAGCGUGGUUUCUCCAAACUUGCUGACGAUCCGAUCCAAGGCUGUGCUGUCAUGCCUGUAGUUCAAUGGGUGACACAGCAGAUUGCAUUGAUCGUCUUUGCGGAGUCCUCAAGGGCCGCAACUUCUCCGGCGAGCUUCCGCCCGACUGCGCCGACCUCCCAUAUCUGCAACAUAUCAGUAACUCCAAGUGUGUCUCGUUGUCUCUUGAAUCUCACUACGCCGAAACAGCAAAUACGAGCAAGCAAUCUGAGAUAAGUCUCUAAGGGUACGUCUCAGAUUACAGAAAGAGCGUCGCGCUAAAAAUGAGGGCGCGGCGCUGCGUGGGGUGGAGACAAAUGCGAGACGCGCCGUGGGAGGGCACGUCUCCGAUCAUUUUGAGAUCUGAGAUGCGCCUUAACGUGGCUCGUCUCGCAUUUAUUCCCACCUCAAUGCGCCGUGGGCGGGCUUGAACGUAAUGCGAGACGCGCCUUAGUAAGACUCGUCUCGCAUUGAUCCCAAAAAGGGGGUGGGGCGCGGUGGGGCGCGUCUGUAGCGUACAAUACAAUUACA
This is a messenger RNA of Panicum hallii, 1004 nucleotides long. RefSeq lists its product as uncharacterized. The transcript has 2 exons. The coding region runs from base 138 to 710 and encodes 190 amino acids. The record is from RefSeq and is a predicted model, not a curated record. NCBI's taxonomy places the organism in Eukaryota, Viridiplantae, Streptophyta, Magnoliopsida, Poales, Poaceae.